AUGGGAUUCUCAACUAAGUCAGAAGCUCCGAGUGCACGAUGUCUCACCAGAAGUUGGAUCAUACACUCAGAAGUCCAAACCCAACACAAGAAGCUAAGUUCAGAAGUUCCAGCAAAAGUCUCCUUGCAAGUGGUGGAAUCCAAAGAUGGGAAGACUCAUAGCCAACCUACCAGGACUUAUUGUAUCCCAGCUCAAGAGAAGAGUUUCACAAUCACAAAUUUCAUUUUAUUGACCAACCAUAUGGGUUGGUGGUGGUUGGGAAGUUCUCAUUAA
Molecule: messenger RNA, 273 nt
Organism: Prunus armeniaca (apricot)
Lineage: Eukaryota; Viridiplantae; Streptophyta; Magnoliopsida; Rosales; Rosaceae
Source: the annotation of a GenBank genome assembly